This is a messenger RNA of Cuculus canorus (common cuckoo), 4180 nucleotides long. RefSeq lists its product as uncharacterized. Lineage: Eukaryota; Metazoa; Chordata; Aves; Cuculiformes; Cuculidae. The record is from RefSeq and is a predicted model, not a curated record. The transcript has 4 exons. The coding region runs from base 2919 to 3716 and encodes 265 amino acids.
AGGACAAAGCAACUUCAGUUCCCCAGCUUUCUAAUUUUGGAGAGCCUGCCUUUGCAAUACAGAUUUUUAUAUCCUUGGCAAAAAUGUCCUUCCUUUUAUUUCCCCCCUCUUAGAAAACACAAACGCACCCUGCAGUACCGUACACAGGGCAGCCUGGUCUUGCACUGGGAAACACCAGACACCCUUAUUUGCAAGGAAGGCUGCCAGCCCUGGCUACGAUUAAACGCCCAGAAAAAUGAAGGGACUCUCUAACCAGAUUCAUCUGGGUGUUGAAAGAGAUAAGAGGGUGAUUGCCAAUUUCCAGUUUCCCUUGGCACGAGGAUUUUCCAAUCAGCCAGGACACUCUGAGGAUGGGAAACGGCACUGGACCACCUGCGUGCUGGCUGUGCUCGGGGAUCGGCGAGUUCCUCCAAGCACCAGCAUUUCCAAACAGAGCAGAGCAGCUCUGAGGUUACACAAAGUCUUUUUGAUCUCGCCUCGGUGACCCCAGAGCUACAAAUGCUGCUGUGGGACCUUCUUCUGCACUGGAAUGAGUUCCUUGUUCACAGGAAAACCAGGCAUGCUACAACACAAACCCUCUUUGGCUAUUGAAUGCAAUAAUCACAUACUGGAUAGCUGUGAGUUACUGUGCGAAGGGAAAAGGUCUUUCUUAAACCCACCGCUUUGUCCUUUUACCAUUUGUAGAUGUGGCUGCUUAAUAUAUAUAAUGAAUAAUUUAAACAAUCUGCAUGCCAUAACAUGCCCUCAAAUAUUUAGUUGAGUGUCCCCAAAUUUGUUUUGCGUGUUUAUCCUUCCACUCGUUAGAAACGUAAAUGUUCUUUGGCUUCACCCUGUGCCUUUCAGCAUUAUUUUAUGGAAAUUCCAAUUUCCUGUCUUGAAAGAAACGCUGAUGAUAAUGAGAGGCUUGGAGCUUUUCAAACAAGAAAAGCAGUUCGAGUCAAUUCUGCAUUUUGUUCUUAAUCAAAACUAGUUGUGUGCAUUUGCAUUAACAAUGAGCUCAGCUCACAAUGCUCCAUAUGGGCUUGGCUGCUGGCAUUCACCGAAGGGCAGGAGCCUCUGAAAAAGCUCCCUGGUUUUCAAAGAUUUAGGGAUGACCUUGCAAAAGUGUCAUUUGUCACUGCCUUGUCCAGAAUUGCUAGAAAAAUCCCUGGAAACACGCAAUGGAAUUGCAGAGCCCAGUUCUUGCAUUGCCGAAGAGGUACAACACCAAUUACCUACAGAGAGACAGUGGGGAAUAACAAAACGGAAGCUUUUUAUGAAGCCUCAAGUGAUUUUUUUUCAAGAUGCUCUAUCUGGCCAUUGGUCUUCCAUUUCAGAUGUUACUCAUUUUUCAGGCACACUAUUUCAACUCGCUUUAUACCAAGUCUAGCAUAAAUAUGAAUGCAAACAAGCUACGGUCCAUUAAUCUGGACACCUAUUUGCAAUUCUAAAGCGUUUAAAACACUUGGAAACAGGCCACAAACUUUUGCUGUUCUGCAGUUCAGACCUGAUCUCACAGAACUCGCUUCAUGCUAAUUCCAGUCGAGUUACACCCAGGAGGGGGUAUCCAUAGGCAUGGAGUUUUAGGACCAGGUGCCCAUUUUUGAGCCCAUUAAUAGCACCCAGAAGGGCUGCGGUGCACAGACUUUGCAGGUCUGUUCUGCAGAGCACGAACAAUUAGGAGAAAUAGGGACGGCGAGUUGCACAGGCAUCCCUUGACACACUGUCUUGAGUGGCUGGACAAGUUCUGCUCUGAAAGGAUUUAUUUCCACUCAUUUUGGUCUUGUGGCUGUGAGAGGCUUGCAAAACCUUUCACCUUCUUUCCCCGGAGUCAUAUAUAUUUUAUGAGAAAUCUAAGAAUUACCUCUUAUUAAAAUGGGGAUAGUGUAAUUACCAAUAAAAAGCAGAUGUUAUGGCGUGACUAAUGCUUGAAAAAGCGUACGUAGCAGCUCGACAUACCGGCAUAUCCAAGCUUUUCAGUAAGAUAAUAAAAGUUGUCUUUGUUGAAACUAACUGGCCGGGUUGCUGAGGUCUGAAGUUGCAGGGAAAUCAUUACAGAAAAUGCUGAAAGGCUCCAUGAAAGGGCAGCUUUGCUCCCACCAGUCUCGGCAGCAAAAUGCAACUCCAGAAGGCUGAAAUGAAAAACCCACAGCCCCGUUCACCUUGACACAUUCUGAGGUGCCUGGAAAGGUGUCCUGCUCGUCGUGCUGAGAGCAUCCUUCCCCUACAACCCGUAAUGAGCCAUAAUUAGUGAACUCCCUGACACCUCCGGCACCUCCCAGGGGGUCCAUAACCCACCUGCAAUAGUCAAGAUCAUUCCCUUGGAUCAGCCCCAAGUAUUUUGGCAAGGCGUAUCUGGAGCAAUCCGCGUAGGCUGACUUUUGAAACAGGAAUGUGCAAACUUCAUGUAAAUGGAGUUGUUCAGAUCUGCUCAAGCAGUCCCGGGGUUCAGAAACUUCGACUACGCUCACAAAUUCCUCUCCUUUCCUUCCCGGCAAAUUGCAUUUAUUGCUUUUUGCCACGAAAGCAUCUUUAAAGUAAGACUCGGUUCACAAAAGAGCAUUUGCAACUUGGAAAGAGGGUCUGGUCUUCUUGGUGUGGGUAUGAAUUGGGGGGCGUAGGGAGGAUCUGCAGCUUGCCCGGGGGAGGCUGUGGGGGCAGCAGGAGCUGGGGGUCCAGGACAUCGCAGCAGCCAAGGGCUGGUGCUCACUCCUGCCUUCUCCUACCUUAAAUACCAGGUCUUUCACUCCUCCUCUGACCCAAUCCCCGUGGCUCACCCAAAGCCCGGUGCACUGGAGCCAGCAGAGACCUCCCCAUCUUUUCGAAUGCUCACAAACACCGCUGAUCUACCAAGAGUUUCAGGAGGCCGUAAAUCUCCCUGAAUAGCCCAAGCCUGUGGGAGUCCCAUUCCUUUGGCCUGGAAUCCACCAAGUGAGCUCAUGAAAUCAGAUGCAAGUUUAACCUCAAAUCAGGAACUUCCAAGAGAUCUGGAGACAAAGGAUGAAAACACUCCCCCAUCAUCCAGCUCAGGAGUCUUGGAGCAUAUCCUGCUGACCAGGAAUAAGGCUGAAGACUUGAAAACCAAACUCCUGCUUUGCAAUGACCAGUCCUUCACAGAUUGCCUGGAGUUUGGUCUUGGGCACCUGCCCUGCUACAGAACAUCUCAUGUCUUUACCAGCCCAUCUGCCCUUGCUGCAUUGCACACCAGCACAGAAACAGAAGAAAGCUUCAGCGAAGGCAAGGUUAACGCUAAGCAGGAUGAGAAACUGAGACGUUCAGCCAUCUCCACAGGAUAUUUUCCAUGUUAUAGAACACAUGAAAAGCUUCUUGGCCAGCCACUCUCAAAUGGAUUAAAUACGGAGAGAAAAAAGCCUGAUAGUAGUGAGAAAGAUGAAAGCGAAGAUGUUGAGAUGACCGCCCCAUCAUGUUUGGAGUUCGACAAUACUGCAGUUUGUUCUACCACUGAUAAAGAGCCACCAGCCCACCAGCUCCCACGAGACAGCACCUCUGGAGACCGCCUGUCCAUGAUCUCCUCCCCCAGUGCGCCACCAGUUCUGAAUCAGCCCUUUCCCUCCAGCGAGGACUUCUCUCGCUCCAGGACAGAGGGAGAGCUCUGCAUUGGACCAACUCUAGAGAACAAGUUCUUCACUGGGAUAGAAUGUUUAGAGAACAAAGAAGAAGGACAAAGGGGACAAACAGGUAUUUGGAGUCUCCUUGACUGCUGCUUGAUGUGUUGAGAACAAAGCAGGGGGGAUGAGUAAAUGCACAUAUGAACAAGAAGCCCUUGAAAUCUACAACAACACAGAAAUCUGCAUGAGUAUGGAGUAAUAGUCAUCUCCUCAAACACAACAAGAAGUGAUAACCUGGACUGUGUAAUGACAGCAGAAAGCAAAAUGACUGAUUUGGGGGAAUUCAGAUAAACUCGCUCUGGAAACCAUCCUGAAGGAGGAGGGUGGGGAAGAGAACUGUUUUUCUGUGGCUAAUCCCAAAGGCUAGAUGCUCACUUGAGGGAUGUGCAGCUAUGGGGAAAAAAAAGAGAAUUAUUUCAAUCUAAGCUGCUUGGAGGAAUUAAGCAGAGACCUAAUUUCCAGUAGGGAUUGGGAAACACAUUUCCUUUCCCCUCUGCUACAAUCCUUCCAUUGUAUUAAUGGCAUCUGUUAGACCUGGUUUCUGUGCACAACAGUCAUACACAGGAGGAAAA